GCAUCCAAGUUUGGUCGAUGAGCACGACGUACCUUGGUGUUGACGGUUGAUGACAGCUAGCUUGUUAUUUGAUUCUUAAGAAAUUCGUCGUGUGUAGAGAGAGGAAUUUAGCAGUAAUAGGUACUUCUAGUGCUGCAAGUGGUGGGAUAAAGUCUACCUUCGUUUUCGGUUGUGGACCAAAAAGAGAAUUCAUUCACAGGACAGGCGUCGUCAAAAAUCAUGGAGGAGCAACCACAACCAGGAUCUUCAGCGGGAACGACAGGGGCUGCUGACCCGAAACAGGAGGAACCGUACCGUCUACGAGUGUUGAUGGAGCCUAAAGGAUUCAUUCGCAUCAUUGAAUUUGUUCUAGCUGUGCUCAUGUUUGCAACAACUGCAGGAUACAACGGCAUAUAUUCCUACAAUGUCACUUGCACAGGCUACCUGCACCAAAUGAAAUAUAUGUUUGGUUACCCAUUUGACUUCAAGUCAUUCCCGAUAUUCUGUGAGCCCAACACCUCUGUCACUGAGAUACCCAUACCAGCCUACGUAGGAGGGAAAGCUUCUUUCUUUGUCGCUAUCGGCGUCUUGGCUAUGAUCUACUGCAUCCUAUCCCUCGUCUGGUAUGUGUUUCUGGAGGUCAGGUACUUGACCUUUGACCUUGUACCCGCUGCUGACUUUGUGACAACAGUGGUGUUCAGCGUAUUCUUCUUCUUAUCAGCAUGCAUUUGGGCAUCAGGUGUCAGCACAGUGAAGUACUGGACCACCUUUGAUAAUGUGAAGAAGGAGCUCCUGACUAUACCCUGCAAUACUGCGGGCAACACCUGUGAACAGCAAUCCUUCCCUAACUACGCAUCUAUCAAUAUCUCUGUUGUCUUUGGGUUUCUCAACUGCGUGGUGUGGGCUGGCAAUGGAUGGUUCGUCUUCAAGGAAACUAUGUGGUUCAAGAACAGACAAGCACAGAACCAGCAAACGACUGCUCAGGAUAAACCUGUUAACACCGUCUAGUGUUUCAGUCCCUUUAAAGCCAGCCUCCCCUUGGUAAAAUGCCAACCUCCUUGUAAAAGUUUGUGAAUUGAAACGCUUUGGGUUUCUUUUGCUCAAAUUAUUAAACUUUUGUAAUGUGAGUUAUUUGAACUGCUGGGUGGCAGAAGACUUACAAUGGAUAUGUACAAAGUUAUUGUGUUUUACCCAUAAAUGCUUUAAUAAGGGAAUCAAUGUGUGGUGAAGAGGUUUUCAACUAGUGGUUUAAUCCCAAGGAGGCCUGGUUCUUGAUAAUUUUACCGAGCGUUCCAAAUUCUCCCUUAGAGAAAUGACAAAGUUUGUUUGAGAGUAUGAUUAGAAGUUUUCAUAAUGAUAUCUACUGCCACGCCACCUUGCGUUUCAAAUUUCUCUGUUUAGAGAAAUGAGAAAGUCGUGGCUUGUUCUACAGUAUGAAGAGAACUUGUCUCUGAAAUGUGAAGUAAGACGAAGGCAUCAUGUGUCGCUUCCCAAAAAUUUACCGAGUUUAGCUUUUACACAGAUUUUGAUGUAGUGAACCUCAAGUUGACCUCCUGCAUACACUGCCAUACAUUCAACAAUGGAAAAGGCAUUUGUAAUUGUGUUUGAAUGUUAUGUCUGUAUGUUCAAAACACAGCUUUGACCAAAAGAUGUACAUUGGUGAGGUAAGGAGUUCGGGGUGGAGGUUUAUGAGCAAGUUAGUAAAAAUGAUCGACGGAAUCUAUCAUAUGUAUAUAAGACAUCUGCAGUGUUGUGCAACUAGAUAUCUUUGUAUGAAUAUAUAGGGUUGGUGUCUAUCCUUUGUUGAGCCAAAAGAACUUGAGUUUGCUUUUGAAUCUUGUUUUGCCAACGUCAAAGAUGCUUCAAGAGUCAAUUCAAUUCAAAUCUGUAUUUCUUUGCUCUUAUAUUAUUUGCAUAUAAAUAAACAGGUGAUAAAUUUUUAUUUACUCUUUUGCAAGUUAAUUAGUUGUUUAUUUUUCGAUACUUUCCAGGACUUGUGGGGAAAAUCCACCGGGGUUCUUGGGUAGGAUUUGAACCUGUAACGGUAUAUGCUGGACGUAACCCUGGUGUAUUUACUAACGGUUAAGGCAUCUGCAUUUAAUAAAGCAUAACUGGUAAAGCCACCAAGCAUUCCCUGUGACAACAAGGCAGUCUGAAAGAUACAUGUAGAGAAAUUAUCUGGUAUCACACUUCCCAUGAUGUAGGUCUCAAACCUAAUGCAAAGGUGUUAUCCCCCCCCCCCCCCACCAACCACCAUCUCAGUCAGGUACAAUUAUGACAAACUAAUGAAAAUGCCAAGCUAAGGCUGUAUACGAAAAGGUGGCUUCAGCUACAGCUAGAUCGUGCGUGUCUGCCAAUUCUUCAACACUGGCAGAUGCGCUGAUCUAGCUGUAGCUGUAACCAAAGUUGCUGUUCUGGUACGCAGCCUAAGACUGCAAAGCGCACAGGAUGGGUCAAUCCGCAAUCACCUUGCGAUAUCUACUCAAGGGCAUCCUGAGCUUCUGUGACAUCAUGUGCAUGAUGUUCACUUGAAAGUUGAUUUAGAUUUUAAAGCACUAUUUAGCUAUUAGAGCACUAUUUUUUAGCUAUUAAAGCACUAUAGGCCUAUAGCGAGUGCGUUCUACCUCUGAUGAAAGAAUAUAAUUAUUUAUAUAUCUUCAUAUUUAUUUUGCCGGAUUUAGUCUGCUUCUAUAAAUAGUAAUGUUACAUGACCUUUCAGUCAGUGCUCAAGUUAUUGUAAGGGUUAUUCAUUCACUUUUCACUGAGGCCUCCGACCUAUAGAUGUGUUUCCACUGUAUACACAAUACAUCAGGCCUGUAUGCUUCGUUAUUGAAAGGGCAAGGGCACCAAAACAAUUUCUCCUUGGUGAAGGGCACCACCCU
Asterias rubens (European starfish) is the source of this 2861-nucleotide messenger RNA. Its product is annotated as synaptophysin-like. The transcript has 6 exons. The record is from RefSeq and is a predicted model, not a curated record. Gene Ontology annotation, cellular component: synaptic vesicle membrane; synaptic vesicle. The coding region runs from base 220 to 987 and encodes 255 amino acids. NCBI's taxonomy places the organism in Eukaryota, Metazoa, Echinodermata, Asteroidea, Forcipulatida, Asteriidae.